AUGCGCGCUUUGGUGAUGGAGCAGUUUAACCAGGGCAAAAUACACCCCGACCGCCCAGUCCCCAAGCCAAAAUCCGACGAGGUUCUCGUCAAGGUAUCUCACGUCGCACUCAACCCUUGCGACUGGAAGCAUCUGGAUUCGAUGGGCAACCCAAACGCAACGCUCGGAUGUGAUUUCUCAGGGACGGUCGAGUCUGUUGGAGACGACUGCCUCACCUUGAAGGCCGGUGAUAAGGUGUGCGGUAUGAUACACGGUGGGAAGCUGCCGGAGAGGGGAUCUUUCGCAGAGUAUCUCGUCACCAAGGGGGAGUGUGCGAUGAAGAUCCCGAGCGGGAUGAGCGAUGCGGACGCUGCUACGUUCGGCGUCGGCUACUUCACCGCCGCCAUGGCGGUCUUCCAUGCUCAAGGCUACAAGUAUCCUCCGGCAGAGCAGAAAGAUGGCUGGUUCCUCGUCUCAGGCGGCUCAACCUCCGUCGGCCUCUUCGUACUCUCCCUUCUCCGCCAGCUGGGCGUCAAAGCCAUCGCUACCGCCUCUCCACGCUCCUUCGAGCUCGUCAAAUCGUACGGGGCGGACCAUGUCGUCGACUACCACAACAGAGACGCAGCCCUCGAGGAGAUCAAGAAGGUCACGGGCGGUGGUGUUGUUGGUGGUCUGGAGUGUGUUGGGGGGGACGACAACUACUUCGUAGCCAUCAACUCUUUUGUCAAGGAGGGAGGUCUACUCACGACGAUAACGGAAAUCCCAGAUGGCGCGGGGGAGAUUAGGGAGGAGGUCAAAAUUGGCCAAUUCGGGAUCUUCACCGUCUGCGGCUAUUCUUUCGAAAUGCUCCCCGGUCUGCCUUGGCUGCCUGCUAUCCCCGAGGAUAAGGCCUGGUACAUCGACUUCAUCAAGCGUUCACAGGGCGACUCGGGCUUCCUCUCCAGUACCAAGCCCAAUCCCGUCGAGCUCCGACCGGGCGACCUGGACGGGAUCGCUGAGGGCAUGGACCUGAUCAGGCAGGACAAGGUAUCGGGAAAGAAGCUGGUGUACCAGAUCGCAUGA
This is a messenger RNA of Dioszegia hungarica, 1041 nucleotides long. RefSeq names its product chaperonin 10-like protein. Lineage: Eukaryota; Fungi; Basidiomycota; Tremellomycetes; Tremellales; Bulleribasidiaceae. The coding region runs from base 1 to 1041 and encodes 346 amino acids. The record is from RefSeq and is a predicted model, not a curated record. The transcript has 5 exons. Gene Ontology annotation, molecular function: oxidoreductase activity, acting on NAD(P)H.